ACUCGUGAUGGAACACAUGCGUAGUUUGUCCGUAGUGUCAAACAAAAUCGAAAUGCUUUAAAAGAAAACGUAGUAUAACAGAUAUCCGUCUGGAUUACUAGGCCUAUUUCAAUUUACACGGAACUAUAUUUGAAAAUAUUCGCUUUUGUCAAUCUUUGUGCCUGAACUGUCACCAGGGAACAGCAGAGCAGGCGGUGAAAGAAAAACAGACAGACUGACACAUCAGCGCGAGGUAACGUUACACGGAUGUGCGCGGAGGAUGAGUCCCGCUUUAGAAGCGCUGAUGGAGGGGUGUAGAUACCCGGGUAAAGGAGAAAUGAAGGGUGGUGUGAUGUUGGAACCAUUUGUUCAUCAAGUAGGUGGUCACUCUUGUGUAUUGCGCUUUGGGGAACAGACCAUCUGCAAGCCACUAAUACCCCGAGAACACCAGUUUUACAAAAGCCUGCCACCCGAGAUCCGCAAAUUCACGCCUCAGUACAAAGGUGUGGUGUCGGUAAGCUUUGAAGAAGACGAGGAAGGGAAUCUGUGUUUGAUUGCAUACCCGCUCCACAGCGAUCCAGACGAUUUGGAGAACAAGGAGCCCUCUGCUGACGGGGAGUCUAAGAACAAGCUUGUUAAGUGGGGAAAAAAGAAGCAAUCAGUCCUACUCUCAGAGAAUGAGAGAACACGGCUGAGCCGCAAAGAGGAGAAGGGCAAAAGUAAUCGGGAUGAUAAAGCUGAAGUUUUGUACUACAGUCUGGAGAAAGGAAAUGUGGUUCCUCAAAUCAAGCACAACCCUUGGAGUCUACAGUGUCACCAGCAACAUCUACAGAGAAUGAAAGAGAACUCUAAACACAGAAACCAGCACAAAUUCAUUCUACUGGAAAACUUAACAUGGCGGUACCGGGUUCCAUGCGUUCUCGAUCUGAAAAUGGGAACACGCCAGCAUGGGGACGACGCCUCUGAGGAGAAGAAAGCUAAUCAGAUACGCAAAUGCCAACAAAGCACUUCCUCUUCUAUUGGGGUUCGCCUCUGUGGCAUGCAGGUUUAUCACAAUUCUACAGGGCAGCUGAUAUUUAUGAAUAAGUAUCACGGCCGCAAAUUGAGUCUUGCUGGCUUUAAAGAGGCUCUGUGCCAGUUCUUCAGUGAUGGACAUGUCCUGCGCAGGGAACUUCUGACCCCGGUGCUUCAAAGACUGAGAGAGAUGAGAGCUGUUCUGGAGUCUUGCGAAAGCUAUCGUUUCUUCUCCUCCUCCCUUCUUAUCAUCUACGAUAGCGCUCCACCUCCCACCCCAGCUAGAUCCCGGCCCUCUCGUGGAGGAGAGGAGGGAGAUGAAGACGACGAAGAUGAUGAUGAGGACGGAGCGUAUGGAGGGCGCCGCGAUCACACCAGCGGCCCUGGUUUGGUUUCACCAACGGUGGAUGUGCGAAUGAUUGAUUUUGCGCACACAACAUGCCGUGAUUACGGAGAGGAUGGUAUUGUUCACGAGGGUGGAGACAGUGGUUACAUCUUUGGCCUACAGAAUCUCAUCAGUAUUCUGUCACAGCUUGAGGAGCACAGCAACGAUUGAAUGCUUGUGCACCGCUUUUUCAACGCAAUUGCCAUGCCAGGCUUAUCGUGGGCACCCUGACCAUGUCAGCUGGAUUAAAGUUCACGCUAAGAUCACCCUGUUGUGCUUCCUCAAAGCAGAAGCGGUCACGUAAACGGGGGUCAAAGGUCAAUCCUGAAUUCCCAGAGUACCUAAGGAGACGUUGGUUUUGAACUCACUCACGGGCAAGAGUGCGGACCCUCUCUCUGCCUGCUGUUUCUGCUCGUUCCGAAUGACUGAGGGAAAUUUGGAAAUUAAGAUGAUAUUUGCGUUAAAUAAGCCUUCAUUAAAGACUUAUUUCAGCAAAAAAAGAGAAUAAUGUGGACAAAAGAGAUGGUUUCUCUUACACACCUUUUUAGGGUUUGUAGCAAGGAACUCUGUUAUUUUGUCGUUUUAAGAUAAAGUUUGGUAGCACAAAGAUAAAUCAAUAAGACAAAGUUGAUACUUCACAACUAGGCAACGAAUAUUAUGGUGCUUAAUAAACACUAAGCAGGAUCCUCCGUGAGCAGGAUACACGGGAAGAGCGGUUUUUGUGGAGUAUGUGGAAGAGGAAAUUCGCAUAGCUCCUCUCCACAUUCCUUACUAUAUAAGAGUCUAGGACAUUUAGUGGGGACAGCUGACAAUGUCAUCUGGAUAUCCAAAUAUUUUUCAUUGUCUUGGAUCUUCUUCAUUCCAUAGCCAUCUGUCUGAAAUCGUCACUCCGGAGACUUUAAAUAGAGCCCUAUUUAUUUAUAAGAGUAUUUCUAUCAAAUGUGAAAUAGUGUGAAAUGGAAAGUGACAUUCCAACCUUCACUUCUGCGUUAUGAUAUAAGCGAUGAACAUUUUUAUGUUAUGAUAUUCCCUGUUUUUGACAAUAUAAAACAAAAUAAAGAUAAUUCUGUUUUGUUGUGAUA
Messenger RNA from Triplophysa dalaica, 2460 nucleotides. It is a transcript of the gene ip6k2b, whose product is annotated as inositol hexakisphosphate kinase 2b. The coding region runs from base 260 to 1549 and encodes 429 amino acids. Gene Ontology annotation, cellular component: cytoplasm; nucleus. The transcript is spliced from 5 exons. NCBI's taxonomy places the organism in Eukaryota, Metazoa, Chordata, Actinopteri, Cypriniformes, Nemacheilidae. The record is from RefSeq and is a predicted model, not a curated record. Gene Ontology annotation, biological process: inositol phosphate biosynthetic process; phosphatidylinositol phosphate biosynthetic process. Gene Ontology annotation, molecular function: inositol hexakisphosphate kinase activity.